Molecule: messenger RNA, 2477 nt
Organism: Somion occarium
Lineage: Eukaryota; Fungi; Basidiomycota; Agaricomycetes; Polyporales; Cerrenaceae
Source: the annotation of a GenBank genome assembly
GGGAAAGGGCAACCGCGCGUUGGUUUUAAGCCAAUAAGCCGUUAAUUGAAUUCUCUCGCGUGCAAUCUGGAGCCAAAAGAGGAGGACAUUAUCUUCGAGAAUUCCUGGGAGUUCUGGAGAUUCGCUCAGUGCCGUACGUAAUUAUUCAGAGGGCCGCAAGAAUUCCACUCAGACUGCCGAGUGAGCGUUAGUCGCUGAUCUGCUCUCCUGAUCCCUGCCUUGAGGUCCCUCCUGGGUCGCUCUCAGCUUCUCUCUUACUGCCCAAAUAUUAUCAUUCUUCGCACAAUGCACUCCUGGAUUGCAUCAAUCAGGAGGCCUGAUCAGAGCAGAGAAAAUCUGAUAACAAGACACUCACACAAGGAAUAUCCCUCGCGUUCAUGAAUACCUUGCGAUAGGCAGCCGAUCUGCCGUAACAAGAAAUCACCUGGGGCCAAAUAGCUCCUUUUCGUAUUCCUGGAAUCACGUACACCACGUCCAAACGUCGUCCGGCCAGGCCCAAUGUCCAAACAUAUUGCGCAAAAUUCCCUAGACGACAUCGACGGUCCGAACACUGGAAUGAUCAAAACACCUUCCUAGGCAACUGCGCUCAGCCGCGGAGGGCCAAUCACACUAAACCCGAACUGUCUCCGCCAAAAUACACGCUCUCCUACUUACACGUUGCUCCCGACUUUGUACUCAUUGCUUGUAUUCUACUUGCUUUGUAUUCCGUCGUCAUGCUAGUCCCUCGCUUCCUCCUUCCAAUAUCCCUCACCGCCCUAGUAGCUGCUCGCUUACACCAUUCACUAGUGCCUGAAGACCCCUUUGCCUUUCCCAAGUAUAGAGUCACCUUUCUAAACGGACUUCCUGUGCUCAACGAAACUGCACAGCGGUGGUUUCAGAACGGCUUGAAGGGUGGUGAGCUCGAGUUCCUGGAACAGCCAUGGGACGAUAAUCAGUUCCGUGUGCCUCCUCUCAAAAGAAUUGAAGGGAGCGAAGAGCAGGGUUCCGUUGCAUCUAAACCUGAUGCGUCUCAUAUAUCAACUCCUCACUUGGAACUUCUGAAGCUUGGCCCUCGAGCAUCAUAUGCAUGUCUGAUACCUCCACCACCAGAGGAGGUCGCAUCACCCGUUGCAGACGAACCGUCUACGGACGUGACCCCUGGGCAUACGUGGUCUCUUCUCCAACCGCUCGCAGGGACGUGCCUAUACCAUAGGCAAGGUUGGUUUACAUAUGCCUACUGCCAUAAUUCCCACGUACGUCAGUUCCACGAACUUGCCAAUCCACAGGCCCAACGGCUUGGUGAAUAUAGACCAGAAGAAGACACUGAGUGGGAAGCUUAUACUCUGGGAAGAGCGCCUCCAACGCUGGACCCUGGUGCGGAUCUCACCGUAGCAGAAGAAGCUGCAUUGGCGGCAAACGUUGAAUUAGCCCGGGGCCCCGGUUCACGGUACCUGGUACAACGCUGGGGGGACGGAACUUACUGCGAAAAGACUGGCAGGAAGCGGGAAGCUGAAAUCCAGUUCCACUGCUCCAUGACCAUGACAGACACCAUCCUGUUCGUCAAAGAAACUCAAACCUGUCACUAUGUCAUCCACAUUGCCACUCCGCGUCUCUGCGGAGAGCCCGGGUUCAGGUCAAGACUAGACGCUAGGGAGGAAAGCUUCAUACGUUGUCGGGAAAUUCUGAACGCAGAUGCCUAUGAGGCCGCUGACCGAACACUCCCAGCGGCAGAUCAUCCCUUCAAGAUGCCGAGGAAGCUGAAACCUACGACGAUAGCGCCAUCGCCUCCUGCAGAAGAAAAGGACGGGAAACAACAGUCCGUGAAGAAAACACAACACGAUCUCAUUCGGAGGGCGCUUGAACGUCUUAUUGGAGGUGGCGAGCUCAAGGCGGGAGAAGUGUUUAUCGAACCUCUGGGUGAAGGGGACGACGAAGUCAUUAUUGAGUUUAUCGAGGCGGAUUUGGAGGGGGAUGAGUCGGCGGACAAGAAGUCGGUACAGGAGAAAGCGCACCCUUCUAUUGAGCAAGCCCUUCGCGCGGCUGGUUAUAAUAUCAAGGGCGAGAAGAAGAAGAAGGAUGACAAGUCGAAGACUGAGGGUCAAGACGGUAAACAGCGACGAGCGGCAGCCACAGGAAGGGAACCUCGAGACGAGCUGUAAUAUAAUAUCAUGCUUCCAUUAUAUUCACUGCUGCUGUGUGAUUAUACGCUCGUACCCCGCGAGAUCCACAAAUUCCGAUUGGCCCGUCAAUGCACAAAAUGACGACUUUAAUUCAAGCUUCGGACUCCAAUGUUCUUCAACGCUCUACUGUAAGUGCUCGCUUCCUCACACAUUCAACGUUCAACAUUUCCUGAUCGCGCAAUUCAACCUUCAAUUUAGUACUGUAGUUAGUUUUCAGAUGCAUGUCUACAAUUACAUGAACUCUCUUUCUAAUAUUGAUAACAUGCAAAAAGGGAUACAUAUUAAAACCGUUCUUGAAAAGAAAAGAAAAAGGGGGCC